AUGGCUGAAUCAGCCUAUAACAAUCCCACGCAUCUCCAAGAUGUAAUCAUCGAGAAGCAGCUGCGCGACACACGCGACAAGUUCAUCCAGUCCAUCCGCACAGACGACAUUCGCCGACUCGCCGCCUCGUACCACCCUAGCCAAUCCGAUGGCGAGUUCUUCCAGGAACCCCUCCGUGGGAGCUACAAUAUCUGCUACUUCAUUCGCUUUCCUCUGUCUUCACCUCCGGGGGCAUGGGACAAGUGGGUUGUACGGAUCCCGUUGGCCCCAUGCCUACCGUUCGGCGCCGACAAGAAGCUGGAAGGAGAAAUAGCGGCAAUGAAGCUAGUUUCUGCAAGGACGUCGAUCCCCAUACCGGAUGUAAUCGCAUACGCUAUCAACGACAAGUCCAAAUCUUUCCCAACAUUCAUGAUCCUCGAGUACGUCGAAGGGGAGAAGCUCUCGUAUAAGACAUAUCAAGAAUUCACGCCGGAACGACUGGUGCAGUUCUACAUCUCCCUAGCCGAUAUCUUCAUCCAGCUCAGGAGGUUAGAACUGGAUGCCAUCGGCCGCCUGACGCACCGAGAAGACGGUAGCUUCACCGUCGACAGCCCGAUCGCAACAAUCGACCUAAAUGCGCAGGCUCUGGAGCGUUUGCGGCCGUCACGGGUUCUCGCCCGAUACGGCGGAGGCGGGCCGUUACGAUCUGCGAGCAACUAUAUUGAUAUGCUGCAUGAUCUUGCGGACAACGCCUUCGUCGAGAGCCGAAGCAGCGUCCCUGAGGGUGAUGGCAUAGGCGAGGAAUAUCUCUAUCAUCUUCACAGCUUCCGCGAGCUUGUAGAGGAUUGGCGAGCUGAAGAUGAUGAUCGAGGCCCUUUCGUGCUAGUUCAUGGAGACUUCCAGCCGUUCAAUCUUCUCCUUAACGAUCAAGGGAGCAUCGUUAGUGUCUUGGACUGGGAAUGGAGUCGUGUCGUCCCACGUCAAUUCUUUAAGCCCCCGCUAUGGCUGGAGUACGCCGAUCUAACGCUGCUCUCCCGACCUUUAUUCUAUAACCGCUUUCUCGACACGUUUCAAGACUUUCUCGACAUCGUCCGGCAGAGGGAGCUGGAUGAAUACGGCAGCACGAUACUCGCAGACGAGUGGGAUAGCGCGCAGGAGAGGCAAGGUUUCCUCGUCGCCAACGCCUUGGAGAGCUGGAUGCAUGUUGACUGGCUUAUGCAUUUCCAGGGGAACUCGGAAGAUUUACAGGAGCGCGUCGGGGAGUUCAUGGGGAGGGAUCCCCGCCGAGCGGAGUUGGUUGCGAGGAAGGUCCGCGACGGCGAGGCAUAUAAGGCUGACGUCCAGCGUCUUGCUCGAGGGGAAUGCACACGCACCACUGGUUGGCUUCCUGCUGGCCUCUCCAAGCUCUCCUCUCGGGUCAAACGGAUGAAGUAA
Messenger RNA from Clonostachys rhizophaga, 1413 nucleotides. The record is from the annotation of a GenBank genome assembly. NCBI's taxonomy places the organism in Eukaryota, Fungi, Ascomycota, Sordariomycetes, Hypocreales, Bionectriaceae.